This is a messenger RNA of Closterium sp. Yama58-4, 4335 nucleotides long. The record is from the annotation of a GenBank genome assembly. Lineage: Eukaryota; Viridiplantae; Streptophyta; Zygnematophyceae; Desmidiales; Closteriaceae.
AUGGGCGUCAAGCUUCAGAUUCAGCUUCUCGAGGCGCGCGGCCUGCCGCCCAAGGACAAUGGCGGCGCGAGAGACGCGUUCGUGCGGCUCCAGAUGGGCGCCUCGAAGGCGCGCAGCAAGAGUGUAGCUAAGGAAAACGAUCCGACGUGGCAGGAAGAGUUUCUUUUUUCGGUCAGGGACAUGGAAAAAGAAGAACUUCUGGUAACGGUGUGGGACAAGAGCGUCUUCCUGGGGGAGGAAUUUCUCGGGCAGCUUGUGCUGCCCGUGCGGCAGGUGAUGGCGUGCGACGGCUACGAGCUGCAGGCGACGUGGUUCCCGCUACAAAACAGGCUCGCGCGACCGCGCGCGACGGUUACAGGGGACAUUUUGAUUUCCGCCAGCCUGUGGGGCAUUUCGUCGUUAGUGGCGGAAUCCGCCUCCCCCUCCACCCUGCCAUCCAGCCCCCUCCUUCCGCCCACACCUCCCCACGCCCCUUCCGCUGCCCCGUCUACUUCCCCCCUCGCCGCGCCUUCCCCCACCCUCAUCACCACUGUAAGCUUCGCCUUUCCUAAGCCUUCUUCCGCCCCUCCCCUUUCCGCCUCUCCCCUUUCCGCCCCUCCCCUUUCCGCCUCUCCCCUUUCCACCUCUCCCCCUUCUGCAUCUCCCUCUUCCGCCCCUUCCGCGUCCGCCCCCGCCUUUUCUCUUCCCCUCAAGCCCGCGUUACGCCGCCAUACAGGCCCCCCCGAUACAGUCACACCUGCUUCUCUCUCCCCGUGCAGGGAAGCGGACGAGGGGGAAGCGUGGGGCGGAGGGGGGGAAGAGGGACGGGAGAAGGGUGCGGGGGAAGGGAAGGGAGAAGGUGAAGGGGAGGUGGAAAGGAAAGAGGAAGGGGAGGAGAAAGGGGAAGGGGGGGAGAAAGGGGAAGGGGGGGAGGAAGGGGAAGGUAAAGGGGAAGGGAAGAGGAGGGAAGGGGAACGGGAAGGCGACACAUCCGCCGACCUUCAAGGUACAGAGAAGGAGGAGGGCGGGGAUGGCACUGCAGCAGCACCAACACGACCACCACCAGCACCACCACCACCACCAGCAGCCACCGCUGUUAAAGCUCGGCACCAGAUCCUCCAGUCUCUCUCCGAGUCCUUAAAGCCCAAUCCGCAGCAGCUGCAGCAUCUGAAGCAGCGCCUGCACGCCUCCAAGCUGUCCGCAGCAUCAGCCAUCAGGUCCCUCGGGCACGCCGUAGAGAGCAGCGUUGCCAAGGCCGGGCAGUCCAGUGCAGGGCCCAUGCCUGGGGAACUAGCUGGUGGUGGUGUGCUGGUGGAACAGGCCUUUGAUGCCGCCCCCCACGUGCUCUUUGCUGCCAUCUUCAAGCCCGACUCGCCAUUCUUCCAGGAGUUCGCCAGCGUUCGCAAGCUCACACAACUCAACAUUGGUCCAUGCACAGCACACAAGGGCUUUAAGCCUCCCGCCAACCUGCCUCCUGCUGCUGCUCCGAGAGGCAGCGCAGGGGCAGAGCAACUGCAGGAAGACACAGGCACCGUGGUGCACCGCACUGUAUCGUACAUGACCGCGCCGUCCUCCCUGGUGAAGUCAGUGCAGGCAACAGAGGAGAUGGUGUGUGUGCGCGCAGACGCAGGGGGCUUCCUAAGCACCAUGAUGAAGGGCAUGAUUGAAAAUGGCAUGCGCACCGGCCUCAAGGACACCUACGCCACGUUCCUCUCGGUACUCACAAAGCACGUCCCUCCCUUCGUCUCCACCACACCCUCCACCUCACUCUCCCAGCCCUCAACCUCCCCUCCUCCCUCCUCCCCACUCGCCCGCCUCCUCUCCCUCCUGGGCGUCCCCCCCCACCUCCACCCCUCGGAAACGGCAAUCGCCGAGGCUGCACUCCGGGCGGCAGGCCCGCUUGCGCUCUUUGUCUUUUUCCUCGCAGUGGUGCUGCUGCCGACACACCUGGUGCUGGUGGCACGAGGCGGGGCGGGGGUGGUGCUGCCGCUAUUGGACCUACCAGAUAGCCUGUUGGAGCUGCUAUGGUGUGCCGUGAUUCUGAUCUCUACCAACCAUGUGGUGGCAAUGGCACGAGGCAUCAUUGUGUCGAAAUACAUCAAGAAGGGCGACCACGGGAAGAAGGCAGUGGGGGAGGGGUGGCUACUGACGGUGUCACUGGUGGAGGGGGAGAACAUAGGGGAUUCGGGUGUGGUGGUGAAGGCGGACCCCUUUGUGGUCUUCACUUGCAGCGGCAAGACUCGCACCAGCUCUGUGAAGCUGCAGACCAACAUGCCCAAGUGGAACGAGGUGCUUGAAUUCGAUGCCAUGGAGGACGCGCCUUCCAUCCUCGAAAUCGAGCUUUUCAACUACGAUGGACCCUUCUCGGAGCCUUCCCUGCUCGGCCGGGCAGAAAUAAACUUCCUCCGCCAGUCGGCGCAGGACCUCGCGGACCUCUGGGUGCCCCUGGAGGGCAGGCGGGCGAACGUUCAAGCUGCCCGGAUCCAUAUUCGGGUGCUUCUGACCAAUACCUCUGAGGAUGUGGCACCUCUGGUGCUUCAGAAGAUCAGCAAGAAAGUGGGCAGCAAGGUGAGGGAAGCGAGGAGAGGCGGAAAGGGUGGUGUGCGGGAGUUUUCAGCGCAGAAGAACUUAGCCUUCCAGCGGCUGUUCGACCUGCCAGAGAGCGAGUGCCUCAUAAACGACUUCUCCUGCAUCCUCAAGAAAGGGCUGCUCUCCCAGGGCCGACUCUUCCUCUCCCCGCGCCUCCUCGCCUUCUACUCCUCUGUCUUCGGCACGUGCAUCAAAUUCACCCUCCUCUGGGAAGACAUAGAUGAGAUUGACGACAGCGUGCCGUCUCUCUUCGACCCGGCUUCUCUCUCCCUCUCUUCUCAAAAAGACGCCAAGUCGCAAACAACCCCGCCCUCAUUGACAAGGUUGCAAACAACCAAGAACCAGACGGCCUCCGCCACCCAGAAACUCCCUGCCACUGCUGCCGCCCAGAAAUCGUCCAUGACGACCUUCAAGCGCAUGCUCAACCCCGCGAUCACUGUCUUCGUCAAAAAGGACAAGGGUACGGCAGAAACUCGGGCGGCAGCGCACGGCGUGGACUCCCAGGGGCGGCUGAAGAUCCGAUUUCAGUCGUUUGUCCGGCCAGGUGUGGCCUUCCGCCUGGUCCUUGCCUUGUGGCGCAACCGCAACCUCCCCACCGACCAGCAGCUCGCUCGAGCCAAGGAGGAGGGAGAUGCAAGUGACGGUGGCGGGGAGAGAGGCGAGGGUAAGAGUGCGGGGAGGGACGGGGGAGCUGGGGCAGCAGCAGGAGUUGGAGUAUCCAGCAGCAGAGGCGAUUUUUGGGGGGCGAGAGGCAGUCCGGGAGCAGGUCAGGAGGUGACCGAUUCGAGAAGAGAGUCGAUAGCAGUGGAGGAUGGAGGGGGGGCGUUUAUGGGGAUGGAGACACGGGAGGUGAUAGAUGAGCAGCUGGUGGGGGUACCCAUUACAGUACGGCAGUUCCUGGCGUCGUUUGACGACCCAGCAGCCACUGCUGCCAUGAUGGAGAAGGCGGGGCAGAUGGGGGCGGAGAUUAGCGACUGGGAGGCUGUGUCUGUGGGUGUGGGGGAUGGGGCGCCAGGCCAGCGAUCCGAUAUCCAUCUUCUAACAACAAAACGCCUCCCUCCCUGCCACUCCCAUUGCUUCCCUGGGAAGGUCCCUGUCCUCUCCCCAACCGUGACAGCAGUGCAGCAGAUGACUCAGGAAGCCAGCACUUCGGGCGGCACCCCAGGCAGCACCCCGGGCGGCAGCCAGGAGGGCGGCAUCCAGUGGGCGUGUUUGGAGCAAGUUCUCACUCUCCACAGAGUGCCCUUCAGCGACAGCUUUCAGUUGGAGAUUUUUCAAGAGAUCCAAGCCAAGGGAAUAUUCACCCUGCCAGGACCAACCGCAAGCACUGCAGGCACAGCAGCUGGCACAGCAGCAGGUGAGGGCAGCGCAGCAGAUACAGGCCUUUCCUCAAGCACCUCAGAAGCUGCUGCCAGCGCCGCCAGGGGAGCAGCUGCUGUCGCCUCCGCACUGGCUGCCGCAGCAGGCGCACUCAAGCUCACAUCACGCGGAGGGCCAGCAGCAGCAAGCGGGACGGCAGGAGGGGACAGCGGAGGAGGAGCAGGUGGGGAGAGAGGAACGGGCGGGACAGCAGCAGGAGCGGGCGGGUUACAGGAGGGGGUGUUGCAGGAUGAGAAGGUGCGGUCAGUGCUGCAUGUGCGGGUUGCGAUCGCAUGGCACAAGGAGCUCAGUGAGGCGACACGCGCCAAGAUCAAGAGCAGCAUCGGGCGAUUCUACAAGCAGCAGGCGCGCCGGGUCGUCGACCUCAUGGCUGCUCAGGGGGCCUGA